Molecule: messenger RNA, 537 nt
Organism: Dreissena polymorpha
Lineage: Eukaryota; Metazoa; Mollusca; Bivalvia; Myida; Dreissenidae
Product: autism susceptibility gene 2 protein-like
Exons: 3
Coding region: 1-537 (178 amino acids)
Source: RefSeq, a predicted model, not a curated record
AUGAUACUAAAGUCAGGCAAGUGGUAUGCAGUACACGUGCCAAUAGAGUGGGAGAUCUACUGGAACCAAAAAAAGUCCUCUGACAAGCCCAACGUAGACUCCAAGGAACUGUUGCGUCCUCCUAGUCACCUCCAUCCGGUCUCCACCCUGUCAAGGGCCCCUGACCUCCAGGGCGGGGCUGCCUCCUCCCUUCUGGGGGGCCCUCCUGGUAGACCCCUACUGGAGUCCAGUCCCAACAGCCAUCUGUCGUCAUCAUUCCCUCGUCCAUCCCCAUACGCUAUCAGCAGUAGUAGCAGCAGCCUCAAUAGUAACCUGGGUCUGGGAACUGUAGGCCUGCCAUCAUCAAGCCGGGAUCUGGGAGCAGGUUUGGGCAACCCAGUCCGGCCCCGGAUUCACCGUACAACUCCCAUUUACCCGCGGGGCAUGUGGGGUUGCCCGGAUGAGCGGGAGAAGGAGCUGGAGCGGGAACGAGAGAUUGCCCUGGAGCGGAGAAGGGAAGAGGAAAAUAGGUCAGUGAGGAAAAUAGAGGCACUGUGA